CGUCCUCAAGAAACCCGAAGUAAAAACCAGCAGUGAUCUGAAUACAGCUAUGAAGCUCGAAAGAAUUCUCUCAGUUCCCAUAUUUUCAGUUGUUUUCAUGGUGGGGUUUGUUUAUUAUGUCACAGUUUUCAUCUUUAUUGAAGAUUGUUCAGGUUUAAGUACCUCAGAAGGCUCGCGGCAUGCUAUGGUUUUCACCUUAUUGGCUUUCCUAUUCGUUUUCUCUUUCUUUGUCUGUGUCCUCACAGACCCUGGUGGUGUCCCUCCUGGAUUUGUUCCUGAUGUUGAGCAUAGUCUUCCCUCAGAUCAAGAAGAUAAGACUUCUCAUGUAAACCCGAGGCAAUGUGAUAAGUGUUCAGCAUAUAAACCUCCCAGGGCUCAUCAUUGUCGUGUUUGUCGAAGGUGUGUUCUGAGAAUGGACCAUCAUUGUGUCUGGAUAAAUAAUUGUGUUGGUCAUAGAAACUACAAGGCUUUUGUUGUAUCAGUGUUCUAUGCAACUAUUGCUACUACCUACUCUUGGAUACUGUUUCUAAAUUGCGUGCUUCAGAAGGACCAGGAUUUCAGUGGAAGGAUGCCACUUAAGAUCUUUUAUAUUGCAUGUGGGGUAAUGUUUUUGGGCUUGACUUCGACGUUGGGAACUCUCUUGGCUUGGCAUAUCUAUCUCAUAUCUCAUAAUAAGACGACUAUAGAGUAUUAUGAUGGAAAAAGAGCAGCUUGGUUGGCCAAAAAAUCUGGUUUACGUCCUCAUCAUCCUUUUGAUGUUGGUGCUUUCAAAAAUUUUACCCUGGUAUUAGGUCCAAACAUGUUAAAAUGGCUAUGGCCGACAGCAGUUAGCCAUAUCAAAGAUGGAUUGAGCUUUCCUACUGCACGUGAUAACUUGUGACUGGUUCUGCUUCUACAAUUAGUGUGAGCCAGCACUGCAUCUUCUCUCUUUUGUUUGCCCAGAGCCGCUGCAAAUUCAUUUUUUUUUCCUCCAAUACUCGGGAGUAAAACAUACAAUGAGGAAACUUACCAGCAGCAUGUGGAGCAAACUCGGGAAUAGUUGGCGCUGCAGCAGAACGAGUGAUAAACGGAGCCGCUAAACAAAGUCAGAUGACAUUUUGGUACUCAUUUUUGCUGUUGUUCCAUGAAGCUAAGUGCCCAACUCAGAUGCAAAAAUGGAAGUUAAUCCAUUCAGUGCUUUUUACGAGCAACAUAACAAAAAAUUAUCCAUAUAACUUCCUCUCUUUGUCGCUCAUCUAUCUACCCCUCAAUAGAGAUUCAACAGAGUUCAUUUUUGUUGUUGAGGGGAUUCUGUGCAUAAAUUGCAGUUCUAUUGAUUUGUAGGGUCAUCAACAGCCGUUACAAUCAAUUGUGAAAUUAUGGACCCCCCAACCAAGCCAGUUUCCAAGAACUGUAAAAUAUGCUUUAUCAAUCAAACAUGCAAUCGCUCUGAUUUUCCACAUUGUCAUCUA
Coffea eugenioides is the source of this 1451-nucleotide messenger RNA. Its product is annotated as probable protein S-acyltransferase 15. The coding region runs from base 50 to 880 and encodes 276 amino acids. The transcript is spliced from 7 exons. Gene Ontology annotation, molecular function: palmitoyltransferase activity. NCBI's taxonomy places the organism in Eukaryota, Viridiplantae, Streptophyta, Magnoliopsida, Gentianales, Rubiaceae. The record is from RefSeq and is a predicted model, not a curated record.